CAUGGUGGUUUAGCUGCAAACGCCGGAGAUGGGUGGUAGAGGCCGACAGAAAAAGAAGGAUCCUCCACCUAAGGGUGAGACCAUCAAAGAGCAAGCUGAGGCCAUGAAGCUUGUUGCUCGAGAUCUUAAUCAAAUGGGUUUUGAGGUUGAGGAAUUAAGGCAAAUGCACCCAAAUUUAGAGGAUACAAAAGGGGAUUCUAAGGGGACUUUACUAAAGCUAGCAACUAGUGGGCUAGUUAGCGAGAUUGUGAAUCAGUACUCCUUGGUGCAAGAUUUGAAGAAGAGUGAUGUUGUUUCCACGACUAGCUCAUCUGGUAUUGCAAUUUCUCCUAGUGCUCGUUCGAUUGGUGUGAUUGAAAAAGAGAAAGAGGAUUUUCAACCAUCUCUUAAGCAGAAGCCAUUGCGUAGUUGGGCUUCUGUUGUUGAAGGUAAUAGAGGCAUCAGGAAGGGAUGGGAUUUGCAAUGUGUGAAACCUCAUAAUCCAAUUGGUGUUAUGGUUAUUACUAAAGAUGAGUGGGUUAAAGGGUCUAAAAUAUGGGAGAAUGCUCUUGUUGGGUAUGUUCUGGGUCUUAGACCUACUUUUAAGGAUAUGGCUAAUUUUGUGAACAAUAGGUGGAAGGAAUUCCAAGUGCCAAAGGCAUUUUUGUUGAGAAAUGGAGUUUUCUUGUUUGAUUUUGCUAAUGGAGAUGCAAAGCAAGCAACGUUGGAGAAGCGAUGGACAUUUAAUGGAGACCCUCUAAUUCUGAAACAAUGGACUCUAGAUUUUGACCUGGAUAAUUUGGAUAUCAUUAAGAAGCAAAGAGUGGCUUAUGCUCGUAUGCUAGUAGAGACGAAAAUUAUGGACACUCCACCCCGUGUAGUGCCUGUUGUUGGCCCUAAGGGUGUGUUUCAACAACCUGUGGUUUUUGAGUGGGAGCCCACGAGAUGUGGUAAAUGUAGGAAUCUUGGCAUGAAGAGAGGAAUUGUAAAGCUAAGGAAAAAAAGGGGUGAAGUGCAAACUGGUGCUAAUUCAUCAAAUAUGAAGCAGAGUACACUCAUACAUGUUGCUGGUAAGAUGAUAGUAGGAAGCAAUGAGAAAUGUCUAGUACAACUAGGAGUGGGAGUUCUAAGACAAGGGAAUCUAUAGAAUGAGACUGGUACUAGCACUAGUGAUAAAGAGAUGACGCAAAAUGCAACAGGUGGAGCAUCUCCUAUAAGUGGAACUCUAUCAUGAUAUAUCUUUCUACAUGGAAUGUGAGGGGUUUGAAUGACCCUUGUCUUGUUAAGAAGUUUAUGCAUUCAAAUAAAGUUCAGUUUAUUGC
This is a messenger RNA of Rubroshorea leprosula, 1301 nucleotides long. NCBI's taxonomy places the organism in Eukaryota, Viridiplantae, Streptophyta, Magnoliopsida, Malvales, Dipterocarpaceae. The record is from the annotation of a GenBank genome assembly.